UUUGUGAUUCCUUUUGAUCAAAUCUCUGUGAAAGAUGAGUGUCAUGCCCUCUUCCAGCCAGCUGUGAGGGGACUGCCCUGUGACUCGGGCGUGCACGUGUGCGUCCACGCGUGCUGCUUGUGUGUGCGUUUGGGAGGCGACUCCUGAGGUGAGAAAGCCGAGUGGGAGGAUCUCAUUCCGAUCCCCGGUGCCCAGUUUCAGCUCUGCCUGCAGUGGAGGAGCAUCGCAGCAGCCGAGCAGCCGCGGCGCAGACAAAGCCCAGCCUCGCCGCCUCGCCGCCUCGCCGCCUCGCCGCCGCGCUCAUGGCUCUUUAGUUGGACUGAGCCGCUUUGUGGGACCUGCAGAGAAUGGCCAACUCCACAGCAUCACUGCAAACCUCCGAAUAGAUGACCAUGGCUGAGGUGAUCUGCUGCACGUUGGGGAGCUGCAACUGUGACGGCUUCAAGCCCGGGAAGCUGAAGAGGAGGCAGUGUGAGAACUGCAAGCAUGGCUGGGUGGCUCAUGCUCUGAGCAAACUGAAGGUGCAUCACCUGUACCAGAGCAGCCAGGUGGAGAUUGUGCACUCCAACGUGGUGUUCGACAUCUGCAGCCUGAUGCUGUACGGCACGCAGGCCAUCCCCAUCCGCCUGAAGAUCCUGCUGGACCGCCUGUUCUCCGUGCUGAAGCAGGAGGAGGUGAUCCAGAUCCUGAACGCCUUGGACUGGACUCUGCAGGACUACAUCCGGGGAUACGUGCUCCAGGAUGCGGCGGGGAAGGUGCUGGACCGCUGGGCCAUCAUGACCUUUGAGGAGGAAAUCGCCACGCUGCAGCAGUUCCUCCGCUUCGGCGAAACCAAAUCCAUAGUGGAGCUCAUGGCUCUGCAGGACAAAGAGGGCCAGGCCGUGCUGGUUCCCAGCACCCGCACCAACUCGGACAUCCGCACUUUCAUCGAGCGCAACACGCCCCGCACUUCCGCUAACCUCUCCACGUCCAAGCUGGAGAAGGCCGGCAGCAACAGCAUGCACCACUUUGAGAACUUCAUCAACAGCAUGGCCUUCAUGCUUCCAUUCCAGAUGUUAGGCUCGGUGCAGGCGCCGUUCCUGGGAGCGCCGGCGGGGAUGGUGCAACAGCACUUCCAGCAGACGCGAGAGCUUGCAAUGGAGGGUCAGAGAAGAGAGGAUCAGGACCUCAGAAGAGACGGCGCUCUUCCUCUCUCACAUUCCUCCGAGAACAGCAGGCUGGGCUCCAGCUCCAUCUCUUUCUCUGCUGACUUGGACCAAAGUGCAGAGAAGCUGAUUGAAGGAAUCUCCCCGCCCACAAAGAUGGAGAGUGAGGACUUCUCUGCCAGCGACAACUACUCAGACGGACCCUCCACUCCGUGCACGCCAUCCAUGAGCUCUGAUGUCAUGCAGAUGUCACCUGAGGUUAAACUUCGCUCUCUGGACAGGAACGGGGGAGGAGCCUCAUCAGGUGGAGGAUCCCUGAAGAAGGGCCGCGUGUUCUGCAAUGCUUGUGAGAAAACCUUUUACGAUAAAGGCACACUGAAAAUCCACUACAAUGCUGUCCACCUUAAGAUCAAGCACAAGUGCACCAUCGAGGGCUGCAACAUGGUUUUCAGCUCACUGCGCAGUCGCAACCGCCACAGCGCCAACCCCAAUCCUCGCCUCCACAUGCCUAUGAACCGAAACAAUCGAGACAAAGACCUGCGGGGCAGCUUGUCUGCUGAUGAGAGCUCUCAAGGAGAGAAGAGGCCCGAGUACAGCAGCCCCUUCUCCAUCUGCUCCUCAGAAAGCCAUAAGUCAGCCCCCAGCUACAUGGUGAGCAAUGCCGAGCCUGGCCCCAAGCUCCACAGCAGCACGUUCCCCAGCGUGGGCCAGAGCGGAAUCCUCUUCCCCAACCUCAAAACUGUACAACCGGUCUUACCUUUCUACCGAAGCCUUGUGACACCAGCAGAACUUGCUAACACCCCAGGAACGUUGCCAUCACUCCCUCUGUUGUCCUCCUCUGUACCAGUCAAACCAGUUGCAGCACCUGAAGCCUGCCUGGCAGAACCCAUACCAAAGAAAAAGUCUCGGAAGUCAAGCAUGCCCAUUAAAAUUGAGAAAGAGACCAUAGAAGAAGAUAAGCAGAUGGAUAAGGAGAGCAGCUCUGAAGAUGAGCUACCUUCACAGGGAAAGGUCAAGCGUAGGCCACUGGAGGAGCACAUGAGCACGGAACAAUCAGGAGAGGAAGAGCAAACGGAAAAAUGCACAUUGGACCAAACUUCAGACAGGGACUUCACUGAUAAGGAAGAUAAUGAGAAGAGGCAAGCUGAAGCAAACCACUCGUUAUCCCCUUCCUUUGAAAGCAGGAUGAUGGAAAAUCACUGUGACAACUUACUUUCUCAAGAAUCCAAUGGUAGUGAAGAAAGAACAAGUAAGGAGAACGCCAACUCACCACGUGGGCCUGAAAAAAUCUCUGACCUCAAAGGUGACGAGGAAGAUUACAGGUUGACUAAUGGGGUUGGUCUCCAGUUCAUAGAUCGUGGGGGGCGGGACAAAUGUGACUACAGUGAUUCGAGCAUGUCCCACCAUGACCCCGAGGCUGACCUCACCCUGCCACACCACUGUGAAAUCUGCAACCAGAACUUUAAAGACCAGUUCAGCAUCAAGAUGCACUACCAGAACGCCCACCUCAAGGACAUACACACGUGCACGGUGGAUGGGUGCAACGCUACCUUCCCCUCCCGCAGAAGUAGAGACAGACACAGCGCAAAUUUGAACCUUCACCACAAGCUGCUGACCAAAGACUCUCUGAGUCCAGCCAGUUCCCUUUACUUAUCUUCAUCAUUUUGUAGAAACAGAGAGUCUAUUGAACAGCGAGACAGAGAUCUGCCCCGGGACCCUUCCAGCCAGACGUCUGUCAUCUUUAGGGGGCACAACCGCAUGGGUCUAGUGUUCCCCAUGAGCAAGAUACCUGCUGCACAAAGCACUGAAGCGUCUCCUAAAGCCGAGGUGGAGGAAUCAGGCAGAGGAGAGAGAAACCCGACUGCUGAGGAUGGAGCAGUCCUGGAUCUGAGCACCUCUGCCGCUGCUCCAGCUUGCAUUGGCAGCAGUGCUCAGCUGUCCUGGGACUCGGAUGGAGUCGCUAGUGAGGAGGGAGAGGGACCUGAAGAGGAUGAAGAAGUUAUCCCCAUGGAGGACAGUGAUGAAAGCUGCGAUGGAAACAGUGAGGUGAGGCACGAGGACGAUGACCCGACACUGAGUGGAGAGAGGAACCUUGGUUGUAGUGGGGGAGGACAAAGCGGAUUUCAGGGAGGUGUGACUGGAUCUCCAAUUACGUGCCACGUUUGCCAAAAAGUCUACAGCAACAAGGGCACUUUCAGGGCCCAUUACAAGACUGUCCAUCUUCGACUUCUCCACAAAUGUAAAGUCCCAGGCUGUGAUACAUCGUUCUCCUCUGUCAGGAGCAGAAACCGGCACAGCCAAAACCCCAACCUCCACAGGAACCUCUCUGUUAGCUCAGGUCCAACUUUAGCUCAUGAGUGAAGAGCUCAGAUCUCUGCGUAUCAUCUUGGUUUGUUGAAUAUGUUUGAUCCUUAAUUAUUUUUAUUCUGGGGCUCAGAAAAAAGGCUAGAUAAACUGCACUUUUUAAAAUGAGGUAUUUGAUUACCCAAGCCCCCCCCCAGACUGAGGCACAACGUGUCCUGCACUGGUUCCACAACCAGCCAAUCAUGGGUUUGGACCUCAUUACAGUCAUAAUCCAGACAGGGUGUCUGGAAGAAACGCUAAACGCCAUGUCAACUUGCAAAUCAUCUUCCUGUGGUAACAUAUAAAAUGGGCAAAUUAAAAAAAAAGGCCCAAGAAAAGUCUCUUUUGAGACCAAAACAGCUUCCUGCAAGACAGCACAGAUUACCAUGCAAACCUCUGAAUAAGUCCCAUUGGUUUAUAAGACACUUAUUCAGGGAGAUUUACCUCAUUGGCAAAUAAAAACCAAAUUCAGACAAUUGUUUCCAUCCUGCAUAACGGGAAGUUUGGUGGUGGAAAGAAAUGAAUGAGGUUCCAUUUGGGUUGGUUGGUCACAGCUGCCAUACUAGUUUUCAAAAAGUCCCAGAAGCAACAAUUCUCAUAUUUUAAGUGUGGACCAAAUGUAUGCUACACCUAAACACUCACAGAUGUUUGAUUUAUUUAUGAUAACAUUAAAAAUACGCAGUAUCAAACAUUUAUGCUUGCCACGCCCACAUCUUGAACAUGACAACAUUGGUAUGCCAUUGACUGUAUCAAAGAGAGUGAUGUCAUCCAAAGAAAAUACUUUACUUCCGGUUUAAACCAUCUUAAGUCAAUUCACUCGUCUUUCUUUGCCAUAUGGACACCAGAUGUCAGUAAGUAGUUAUUGGUCCAAGUCGAUCUGAGUCAACGUUUCUAUAGCGACCAUUUGCACCAAUUAGGAGGGCCACACCCACUCGAAAACAGGCAACAUAAAGUCGGUCAAACUCUUUGAAUGUUGGACGGAGGGGCCAGCAGGCUCCACCUACUGUUACUGAGGAAUUUGGUCAGUUUAUAAUUUGAAUCAUUUGAAGUAUAGAAAAAUAUAAUAAAAAAGAGGGUUAUCAAGAAGAUGUUAAAAAGUAUCAGAGAAAGAAAGGUCAUUGUAACAAACAGAAUGACCGAGUAACAGCUGUUUAGUUCUCUAUAGAAGUCUUUGGGAUUUUGGACUAACCCUAACCCUAACCCUAACCCUUGGAGCCAACAGGAACUUCCUGUUUGGAACCCAAGGGGGAGGAGUCACUCAGUCCAGUUCUAAUAGACAGUCAAUGGCUUCAUUUGACCUCUUUCUUUUUUUAAUGGCAAAACAGAAAAUGUCAUUCAAAAAUGUAAUGGAACACCAGGGGGGAGGGGUCACUCAGUUCAGUUCUCAGAUACAGUCAAUGAAGCCAUGUUCUGUUUAGAGCAAAUCUAAAAUAGUCGCUCCUCAGCUCUGAAACGUUACCUUUAAAUUGGAAAAUAAUGUGAAAUCGGUUCUUCGGAGAUGUCUGCUGUGGCAAUCAAUGUUUUUAUAUUUUUAUAGUCUUUUCUCUCAAUGAAAAUAGCUAUAGACAAGGCUUUAGCUAACUAGCUAGUUGUAGGCUAGUGUGGCUAACCUUUGCUAAUGCACUUUAGAACAACCCUGGAAGCUUUGGCUUACGGCGCCCUCUGUUGAGUAUAUGUUGCAUCCUGCUCGAUGUUAAAGACAUAUUUGAUCAAUGAGAGGCUUAUUUUCCGGUUUCUAUGGGAAACAUUUCAAUCUUCUAUCACAGUUUACACAAAAAAAUAAGUACAAUCAGAAAACGUGUGUGUGUAAUCAGUAAACAAUAAAAUCUUGUAAAGUAAUGUUCUAAAUUUGUCUAAAGCUUCAAAUGAAACUUGUGAGGACUGGUUUUCCAUGUUUUGUCUCAGUGAGAGUUUGAUCAUGAAUUUAUGUUAUGCAAGCACUUGUGAAGUCGCAUCUCUCCUUCAUUUUUUCCUUUUUUUCUCAAAAGCUUCAGUGUUGUGAGUUGGAUCGAAAGUGUGUUCUGUGAUCUGUCAAUUUUUGUCGCCAAUUUUGACCAAAGAUUUUGCUCAGUUGACAAGGGGGGGGCGUGCCAGAGUGGGGGUCUGUGUCGAGGGGCUUUGCUGGGUCCCUCUGAGGCAAACAGCAGUAUUAGGGGGUGAGACUCUCUUUGAAACAGUUUGGAAAAUAAUCUUUUGACUGAAAAGUUGGAAAUGACAUGCUUCUGUAAGGUAUUGAUAAAGGAAUUCUCUCCUGGGACGAUACUUGAUCAAGGCGUCGCUCUGGUGUCGUGUGUCUUUACAGCUGCAAAAAGCUAACAGCAUGAACUGUGAACGAGUCCAACACUGAUUAUAUUCAUGGAAGAUGCUCUUUAAUAAAGUGGCCCCUGGAAAAGAGAACCGCUAAACAACAUGUUUAUGAAAUGUAUAUUCUGUGAAUAGAGUGAACUGUAAUCUCAAAGACACCAAAAAUAUACUGUAUUAAAUAGGAGACUUUACCACUGACAUGAAAUUUAUUCCUUCAUCGUUCAUGACUGAACAAGAGCACUGUGCUGUACAUUGUGAUGAUUUCACCAUGGGUUGUUGUCUUGUACUGAUCCAUACUCUGUAUAUUUUUCAGUCUGUAUUUAAAGAAAAGAUUUUAGACCAUUUGGUUCCAUUUUGAAUUAGUUUAAAAGAGAGGGUCCAUAAACAAAAUGUGGUGAUAAAUGUGUGUGUCUUUUUCAGUAAUGUUGCAUUGUUCUUUCAAAUUCAAUAAAAAGCCAUAUGUUUGAGA
Messenger RNA from Oryzias melastigma (Indian medaka), 6261 nucleotides. It is a transcript of the gene bnc1, whose product is annotated as basonuclin 1. Gene Ontology annotation, cellular component: nucleus. Lineage: Eukaryota; Metazoa; Chordata; Actinopteri; Beloniformes; Adrianichthyidae. The coding region runs from base 387 to 3506 and encodes 1039 amino acids. Gene Ontology annotation, biological process: regulation of transcription by RNA polymerase I. The transcript has 5 exons. The record is from RefSeq and is a predicted model, not a curated record.